CUUAGACUCUCUGCAGACUGUCAUUUCUCUCACUUCCAGAACACUCCGGACUCUCGGUUAAAGCUCAGUUAGAUUAUUGACUUUUGGCUGAAUCUCAAUCGACUGACUCUCAGAAAACUGUUCAGCAAACUUUCAGCAGACUCUCUGUAACCCUUCAACACCCUCUCAGGAUGGCGAACACAGCAGCAGAGCUGGCAAGGAGGAAGGCCCGGGAGGAGGACGGCAGUGGUUGUCGGGCCAACGCCGUCCCCUUCAACCAGCAGAAGUUUGAGCAGCUGCGCAGCGAGUGUCUGCAGAACGGUUCGCUGUUUUGUGACCCGACCUUCCCCGCAGACUGGGACUCUCUGGGAUACAACCAGCUGGGACGCUACUCCUCCAAAACCAUUGGUGUGGAGUGGAAACGACCCACGGAGCUGUGUUCUGACCCUCAGUUUAUCGCUGAUGGAGCGAAGAGGACAGACAUCUGUCAGGGAGCGCUGGGUGACUGCUGGCUGCUGGCUGCCAUCGCCUCUCUGACUCUGGACCCUCAGAUCCUGAGCAGAGUGGUUCCUCCCGGACAGAGCUUCAGCUCGCAGUACGCUGGCAUCUUCCACUUCCAGCUGUGGCAGUAUGGGGAGUGGGUGGAUGUGGUGGUUGACGACCGGCUGCCCACCAGAGACGGGAAGCUGCUGUUCGUUCACUCGGCAGAGGGCGGAGAGUUCUGGAGUGCGCUGCUGGAGAAAGCUUACGCCAAGGUGAACAGCUCAUACGAGGCUCUGACUGGAGGUUCGAGUAUCGAGGGUUUUGAGGAUUUCACCGGAGGAAUCUCAGAGAGCUACGACCUGAACAAAGCUCCGCCCUUCCUGUUUAACAUCAUGAGGAAGGCUCUGAAACUCGGCUCACUGCUCGGCUGCUCCAUCAACAUUUCCAGCUCAUAUGAGACAGAGGCCAUCACCCGUCAGAAGCUGGUCAAAGGUCACGCCUACUCCAUCACUGCUGCACGGCAGGUUCAUCACUUUGGUUCUGUGGUGGAGCUGCUGAGGAUCAGGAACCCCUGGGGUCAGGUGGAGUGGACCGGAGCCUGGAGUGACAAUUCGAAGGAGUGGGACGGAGUUGAGCCGGAGGAGAAGCAGCAGCUGGACCACUCUGCUGACGAUGGAGAGUUCUGGAUGUCCUACACUGAUUUCCUGCGUCAGUUUUCCCGCCUCGACAUCUGUAACCUGACACCGGACACGCUGACCAGCACCGACAUCGGACGCUGGAACUAUGCUGAGUUUGAGGGCAUGUGGAGAGUCGGCUCCACCGCUGGAGGCUGCAGGAACUACGCGGCCACGUUCUGCUCCAACCCUCAGUUCUUCAUCCGGUUGGAGGACGUGGACGACGACCCUCACGAUGGCGAGGACGGCUGCACCGUCCUCAUCGGUCUGAUGCAGAAAGACGGUCGCAGGGAGAGACGCUUCGGACGAGACCUCAACACCAUCGGAUUUGCAAUCUACGAGGUCUGA
Epinephelus moara (kelp grouper) is the source of this 1484-nucleotide messenger RNA. RefSeq names its product calpain 8 (gene capn8). The coding region runs from base 171 to 1484 and encodes 437 amino acids. Gene Ontology annotation, biological process: proteolysis. The record is from RefSeq and is a predicted model, not a curated record. Gene Ontology annotation, molecular function: calcium-dependent cysteine-type endopeptidase activity. Gene Ontology annotation, cellular component: cytoplasm. The transcript is spliced from 10 exons. Lineage: Eukaryota; Metazoa; Chordata; Actinopteri; Perciformes; Serranidae.